Molecule: messenger RNA, 4747 nt
Organism: Acanthaster planci (crown-of-thorns starfish)
Lineage: Eukaryota; Metazoa; Echinodermata; Asteroidea; Valvatida; Acanthasteridae
Cellular component (GO): signaling receptor complex; plasma membrane
Molecular function (GO): protein binding
Source: RefSeq, a predicted model, not a curated record
AUCAGGCUGGGAUCGGGGCCUCGCCCAUUUUGGACGGGGCAUCGCCGCCAUCUGCAACGGGCCUCAACUCGUCAGGGUCAGGUACAACAUGAUACGCCAAUUCCCGUCGAUUGUGUCUGCAGCUCCCCUGCGCCGCUUGCUUGCUGCUGUCUUGGUGCUGGCUUCGGCGCUCAGAGCAUCAUCCCAAGAAGAGACUUGGCAGGUACCUGGGCUCUUGCACCGCGUGCCGAAAUUUGAAAGAAGCUGGGAUGGAAUCCAAUCAGAUACAGAAGCUGGAAGGAGGACGAAACGCAGUCACCUCCCGCUGUGCUCAGCCACCCAGUACGAAUGCGAUGACGGGCAGUGCAUCCCCUUCACCUACGUGUGUGAUGGCCACAGCAACGAUUGCCCUGGGGGCGAGGACGAACGGAACUGCGACAGACACAUUUGCAGGCUGGACCAGUACCGCUGCUCCAGCGGCAAAUGCAUUCCAGACUACUGGAUUUGCGACCUCAGCAAUGACUGCCCAGACGGGAAGGACGAGCAGAUCGAUUGCCAGACUAGGGUUUGUGCAGCUACGAAGUUCCAGUGCAAUUCAGGCGCCUGCUUGCCAUUGUCUUUUAGGUGCGACGGAGAAGUGGACUGUUCGGAGGGCGAAGACGAGGCGCCGCCUUGUAACAUCGUCGGAGGCCCGUGUCGAAGCGGCGAGUUCCGCUGCAACAACGGUCAAUGUUUGCCCCAGAACAAGCAGUGCGAUCGAAUUAAUGACUGCCCUUCUGGUGAAGACGAAUCACUCUGUCCAGACCACUGCCCGGGACAGUUCCAAUGCAACAGAGGAAACUGCAUCCCUCAGAUAGCUGUCUGUAACGGUGCAAGCGAUUGUGCGUCAGGUGAGGACGAGGUAAACUGCCCAGACAGGUGCCCCAACCAGUACGAGUGCACCGACGGCCAAUGCAUACCGCACCACAGGGUGUGCGACGGUCGGCAGCAUUGUGCCCAGGGGGAUGACGAGGCUUCGUGUCCCAGACCGUGCACGAGUCAACAGUUUCGCUGCGAGGGCGGCAAGUGUUUGAGCCGAGAGUACCUGUGCGAUGGCGUCCUGGACUGCACUCGGGGUGAAGACGAGCGGGGUUGCGCACCUUGCCGGGGCCAGUUCAACUGUGGGACGCAUUGCAUCUCCAACCGGCGGGUCUGCGACGGCCGGGUAGACUGCCCCGGUGGCGUCGACGAGGCCAACUGUCCUGGCGCCUGCGAGGGCAGAUUCCACUGCGGUAACCGGCAGUGCGUUGACCUGAGCCAGCGGUGCGAUGGCCAAGUGGACUGCGUUCACACGGGGAGUGACGAGAUGGAUUGCCCGAGCUGCCAGCAGGGCUUCCGGUGUGGCAACGGAAGAUGCAUACCGCCGAGCUCUGUCUGCGACGACGUCAGCGACUGUCCGCAGGGCGAGGAGGAGGUGGGUUGCCACAGGAGACAGCCGUGCGACCAAGGAGAGUACCGGUGCCUGAACAGCUACUGCAUCCCACAAAGGGGCGUUUGCGACGGCGUGGUGGACUGCCGCGAUGGGGACGACGAGUCAAACUGUCCAAACAGUCCGUGCACGGCUCAUCAGUUUCGAUGCCAAGACGGCUCGUGCAUCGCAACCGACCGCGUCUGCAACGGCCGUGUGGAUUGCCAAGAGGGCGAAGACGAGCGGGGCUGUCUGUGUUUACCCGACCAGAUCAGGUGCAGCGACGGUACAUGUAUCGACGACGGUCAGGUAUGCGACGGGCAUGUGGACUGCGCGGCUGCCGAGGAUGAACGCAACUGUCCGCCUCCAACCUGCCUGGUGGACCAAUUCCAGUGCCAGGAUGGGCAGUGCAUCUCCUCGGCGAUGGUCUGCGACCGCCAGCACAACUGCCCAGGUGGGGAGGACGAGAGUAAUUGCCCAGGGCCGGGCUGCCUGGUAAACCAAUUCCAAUGCAACGACGGCCGGUGCAUCCCAGUGGCUCAGAAGUGCGACAGACGGCAUGACUGUUCCGGUGGAGAAGACGAGCAGAACUGCCGGGUGUGUUUGGUUAACGAGUUCCGCUGCAACAACGGGAGAUGCAUCAUGUCCAGUCAAGUCUGUGAUCGCUUCGUCGAUUGCUCACUCGGUGAAGACGAGCAUGAAUGUGCUACUGUCGGCUGCCUCGCCAACCAGUUUGAGUGCCACGACCGCACAUGCCUCGCUUUGGACCAAGUAUGCAACGGUGUCAACGACUGUCCGACAGCGGAAGACGAGGCAAACUGUCCCAGUCGAGGGUGUCUUGACAACCAGUUCACGUGCGACGAUGACAGCUGCAUAUCUGCGACCAAAGUCUGCGACCGGGUUGUGGACUGCACCGACGGGGAAGACGAGCACCUCUGCCCCGGCCCCGUGUGCGACCUGAACCAGUUUGAGUGUAACGACGGCCGGUGUAUUUCGUCACGUCUGGUGUGCGACCAACAAACCCACUGUACCCAGGGAGAGGACGAGGUCGACUGCCCAGAAGAGCCCAGCUGUAUGCCCAACCAGUUCCGAUGCAACGACGGCACCUGCAUCAAGGCGUCCCUGGUGUGCGAUGGGAAGAAGCACUGCCCAACCGGAGAGGAAGAGGCAGAAUGCGUCCCACCAGAUCGGUGCCCGAAGCAGUACACAUGCCUGAGCGGUGCCUGCAUCACCCUGGACAAGGUCUGCGACAAAGUCAUCGACUGUCCGCGAGGCGAAGACGAGCUGGAAUGCUCCCUCCAGGGCAGCUGCGAUAACAACGAGUUCCGCUGUUCCUCGGGCAACUGCGUCCGAUCCGGGUUCGUCUGCAACGGUCGCAACGACUGUACCCGGGGUGAAGACGAGGAGGGCUGUACCGUGUUCCAGUGCCUGGGUAGGUUCGCUUGUCAGGACGGGUCGUGUCUGAAGCUCUCUCAGCUGUGCGACGGCACGUGGGACUGCCGCCUAGGGGAUGACGAGAGGAGCUGCGGUGGGGAACCAGAGCCCUGCAACGGAUACCAGUGUAAUACGGAUCAGUGCAUUCCAAUGGAAUCUCGCUGCAACGGGUGGUUGGACUGCUACGGCGGCGUGGACGAGCUGGGGUGCACUGUCGACCCAUGCCGUCUGCUCUUCUCCUGCGGUGACGGCUACUGCAUUAGCCCGGGCCUGAUCUGCGACGGACGCCAGGACUGCCUCAAUGGGAGGGACGAGCAUGGCUGUGACCGCGACACCUGCCUCGGCCACUUCAGCUGCGGAGGCCUGGGCGGGUGCAUCGCCGCCGUCCUGGCCUGUGAUGGCGUGGCGGACUGCCCUGGGGGGCAGGACGAGCUGGGCUGCCCGCGCCCAGAGUGUGGCGCCAGGCAAUUCCGCUGCAACGACGGCACCUGCAUCUCUAGCAGCCUGGUGUGUAACGGACGGUUCAACUGCGGCGGCAGCUCGGAAGAGGACGAGCUGGAUUGCCCGAGCCGCGGCUGCCAAGAGAACCAGUUUCAGUGCAGGAGCGGUACUUGCAUCCCCAGCAGCGCCGUGUGUGACGGGAGACAGGAUUGCCUGGCAGGAGAUGAUGAAGUGAAUUGCCCUCCAACUAACCACUGUCUUCGGGACCAGUUUAGGUGCGACGACGGCUCGUGUAUUCCGGUCUCUUGGCGUUGCGACCACCGCUUCCUCGACUGCCUGCACGGUGAGGACGAGCAGAACUGCCCCGGAGUGCCCCCGCCCUGCAUGGUGGACGAGUUCCGCUGCCAGGUGGGCGUGUGCAUCCCGGCCACCGACCGGUGUGACGGAUUGUACAAGGACUGCCCGUCCGGAGAGGACGAGGAGAACUGCCCUGUCAAAUGUGGGGCGUACCAGUUCAAGUGCGGGGACAGGUGCGUGACUAGCAGACAGAUGUGCGACGGCGUUAACGACUGUGCGGCCGGGGAGGACGAAAUUCAAGCUAACUGCAACGAGUUCUUGAACCUCGAUCAGUGUGACCCCAACUACGAGUUCGCCUGCUACGAUGGGUCGUGUUUGUACAGGAGCCAGAAAUGUGACAGUAUACCGGACUGCCCAUCUGGCGAGGACGAGAGACUGUGCAUCGACAACCAUGAAGGUGUGGUGCGCAGUCUGGGCCAAACACUGCAGUCGCUGGAGGAUAAGCUGUCGUCCAUUGAAGGCGCCCUCAAUCGAACAGCAAACGAUUCUUCGACUGACAGAUCCUCUGGUGCGACUGCUGAGGACACAAGCCGCAAGCGAAACUUCGUGAGGGCAUACGAGAAGCUGCGAGAGAAUGCGAGAGUGGAAGUUAAAGCCACGAAACGAAACACUGGAAACGACUCCCAGACCAACGUAGACCAAAAUGAAAAUUAGUAAAAUAUAAUUUCACUCAAAACUUUCUACAUUUAUUCAUUAAUUUACGAACAAGCGUCAAAUGUAUCCAUCAAAUAGUGAUAAAAAAUAGCUCCAACAUCUCGCAGCAUGUUUAUAUUUAUUUAUUAAAUUUCUGAAGCAUUAUGAUAGAUUUAUCUCGCAAGUAAAGAAGACUCAAACCUUAACGACACAAAAUGCUCAAAUUCAAGCAAUGGUUUUCAAAUUUGCCUUCGAAACGUUUCUAUUUAUGAAGUAUUCAGUUUUCAAAGGAAAUGAAAGGAACUAAAACUAUUAAUUGACUGCCAUGCAUUUUGUAAUAAAAAAAAACAAUUUUGAAUUCAAAUCAUCAGUUCACUGAAUAUCUUCAGAUUGAGUAACUAAUGGAAAAUAAACACUAUUUCCUACAAAAAAGAAUCUUGUGGAUCUUAAAAAUGA